Messenger RNA from Blepharisma stoltei, 1311 nucleotides. The record is from the annotation of a GenBank genome assembly. NCBI's taxonomy places the organism in Eukaryota, Ciliophora, Heterotrichea, Heterotrichida, Blepharismidae.
AUGGCUGAAGAAAUUAGAAAACUGCUAAAUGAUGAAAAAGCCCUUGCAAAGGUAGCAAGGCCUGCAUUUCAAGAACUCGAUACAGAUAGAUCAGGAUACAUAGAAGAAGGCGAAUUAUUGCAAGCUAUGACAAAAGCAGCCCAAUCAAUGAGAUGCAAAGUGCCUACGAAAGAUCAAGUAAAACAAAUUGCAAAAACAAUUGACAAAAAUCAAGACGGCAGUAUUUCUUUUAACGAGUUUAUAGAACUAGUCAAAAAAAUGCUGCGAGAUUUGAUCGGCGAGCCCGAAGAAGACAAACCUGAGCCAAACGAGCCUAAUAAUUCCAAUCAAUUAGAAACCGAAAAUAUUGAGAAUGCUAUAUCUCAACUUACAAAGCUAUUGAACAACGACCAAGCUCUUGCGAAAGUAUCAAGGCCUUCUUUCAAUGAAAUCGACACUGACAACUCAGGAUACAUUGAAGAAAAAGAACUUUUACGUGUUAUGAUUAAUGCAUCAUCAAGCAUGAGAGCUAAACCUCCUACUAAAGAAGAUGUAAAAAAUAUUAUGAGGCAGAUUGAUAGAAACAGUGACGGAAGCAUUUCUUUUCCAGAAUAUCAAGAAAUGCUGAAAAUCAUGCUGAGAAAAAAAAUUGAGGAACUUGAAAAGAUGAAACAAGAACAGCUUGAGAUUCAGAGGAAACAAGAACAAGGAAGGCUGAUAUAUGAGCUAAGAGAGCUUGUUAAUGAUACAGAGUCUCUAGCAAGAAUGGCUAGGCAGCCAUUUCAAGAAAUUGACAGUGAUAACUCAGGAUACAUUGAAGAAAAAGAGCUACUAAAGAUUAUGACAAAAGCUUCAUUUAAUAUGAAGUGUAAACCUCCAACAAAAGAACAAGUAAAAGCUAUCAUGAGAGAAAUUGAUAGAAACCAAGAUGGAAAAAUUUCUUUCAAUGAAUUUUUAUAUCUUUUAUCUGAAAAGUAUCUAAUUAUUUGCUUAAUUAAUAAGUAAAAGUUUUAUAAAAUAAGGAGCAUAAUCUAUGAAAAUAGUAUAGAAAUGCUAAGAUCAUUGAUAAGAAGAGUAUUAGAUGAAUUAGAAGGAAGAACACAAAUUAUUGACCAAGAUCAAGCAGAGCAGCAAAUAAGACUAUUCGAAAAAUAUUUGCAAGACAGUGGAAUUGCUAUGGCUUUUCAAAUUAUUUAUACCGAAAUCUUGACAAAGAAAAUUGAUCCAAGUAAUGUGUUCACAUAUACGGCAAUGAGGCUUCGGCAGAUAGGAAAAGAAGUCGCUCAUUUACUUCCAAAAAACUUAACUGCUCAACUAUCUAAUGAAAAUUAA